AUGUCUGCGUCUCCAGCUCCCCAGAAUGGCUCCGGCCAGCAACAGCAGCAAGGAACCGAUCAAAUUCAUUUCAAAUUCUGUCGCGAAUGCUCCAACUUGUUAUACCCGAAAGAAGACCGCGCGACGAAUUCCCUAGUGUUUGCAUGCCGAACCUGCCACGUCGCCGAGCCAGCAACAUCAUACUGCGUUUUUCAGAACAAACUUCAUAGCCAGGUUGGCGACACUGCAGGAGUAACACAGGACAUCGGAAAUGAUCCAACUGUUGGUCUACCAUUAUGUCUCCUCUGUGGGGAGCUGAUAAGCUGCGACUCUUACGGGGAUUUUGCAGAAUACAUGGCCUGGAACAGACCUUCUCAGCAGAAGCAGAGCUAG
This is a messenger RNA of Trichophyton rubrum CBS 118892, 372 nucleotides long. RefSeq lists its product as uncharacterized. Bases 1 to 372 code for a protein of 123 amino acids. Gene Ontology annotation, cellular component: RNA polymerase II, core complex. NCBI's taxonomy places the organism in Eukaryota, Fungi, Ascomycota, Eurotiomycetes, Onygenales, Arthrodermataceae. Gene Ontology annotation, molecular function: DNA-directed RNA polymerase activity. The transcript is spliced from 2 exons. Gene Ontology annotation, biological process: DNA-templated transcription; transcription-coupled nucleotide-excision repair; maintenance of transcriptional fidelity during transcription elongation by RNA polymerase II. The record is from RefSeq and is a predicted model, not a curated record.